AUGUCUCAGCCUGCCAUGUCUGGAAGAAGACAGAUCGACAUCGAUAAGGAUAGAGCAACGGUGCUCCUUUUGAUCAACACACAUCUCAUAAAGAAGGCAUACCAGAUGUAUGUGUCGUUUCUCAGCAAUCCUCCAGCGCUCCAGCUGUUGGCGCCUCAGGGCAGACAGCAGGUGUUGGAACAGUACUCGAAUUUGAAUCGUCGCCUUCAGUGCAAUCUAUCUGUGUUGCUGUACAUCAACGAUACGUAUCAUAACAAGGCUGCUGCUCAGCAGCCCAACCGGUUGCAGUUCCCUGUGAUACUCUCGGCACCAGCUGAACUACCUGAGUUACGCUCCCUAUAUAAGCGUCUCCAAGACCUAUAUCCCGAGGCGUUGCAAUUCUUGAAGGUGAAAUUGCAACAGAUGAAGCAGCAGCAGGAAAUGCAACGGCCCGGUAUGGUCCAACAACCUCUGCAGCAGCCUAUUCCACAGUCCCAACAGCAUACACAGCGGCCUAUGCCUGGAGCUCAUCUCCAGCAGCAGCAGCAACCUCAGCAACAACAACAUCAACAACAUCAACAACAUCAACAGCAGCCUCCACAAAACCAAAGCCCCUUUGACCAGUUUGCCAUGCCUCCAAACUCCGAUAUGAACCAGAGGAGCAGGGCUCAGGCCCAAAAACCACAAGUGCAGCAGCAAGCUCACAAACCUAUGGAUAUGUCACAAUCUAAUUCUUUCAUGGGCCCUCCAAAGGACCAAGACUUCCUUGCGUUCAACAACAACCCUAACAACAAUAACGGCAUUGGUGGUGGCUCCUUCGCUGGUGGUUUCGCUGGUAACGAAAACCCUGACGGCAUGCCAAUGAACAUGCUGUCGAUCCUGCCUCAGCAGAUUCUUCAACAACAACAAAACGGCGGCGGCGGCGGAGGCAAUGAUUUCCUGAUGGACUUCUAUUGA
Molecule: messenger RNA, 936 nt
Organism: Candidozyma haemuli
Lineage: Eukaryota; Fungi; Ascomycota; Pichiomycetes; Serinales; Metschnikowiaceae
Exons: 1
Coding region: 1-936 (311 amino acids)
Source: RefSeq, a predicted model, not a curated record